Oncorhynchus keta (chum salmon) is the source of this 1565-nucleotide messenger RNA. RefSeq lists its product as uncharacterized. Bases 115 to 1503 code for a protein of 462 amino acids. NCBI's taxonomy places the organism in Eukaryota, Metazoa, Chordata, Actinopteri, Salmoniformes, Salmonidae. The transcript is spliced from 3 exons. The record is from RefSeq and is a predicted model, not a curated record.
UGUGUGUGUGUGUGACAAGAUACAGUGCCUUUGGAAAAUGUUUUAAUAACUAAACGCAACAUAAUACAAAACAAGAAACACGAACAACGCAGACAUGAAAAUGAAACAGAAACAAUGACGCCCGGGGAAGGAACCAAAGGGGGUGACAUUGAGAGGGAAGGAACCAAAGGGGGUGGCAUUGAGAGGGAAGGAACUAAAGGGGGUGACAUUGAGAGGGAAGGAACCAAAGGGGGUGACAUUGAGAGGGAAGGAACUAAAGGGGGUGACAUUGAGAGGGAAGGAACCAAAGGGGGUGGCAUUGAGAGGGAAGGAACCAAAGGGGGUGACAUUGAGAGGGAAGGAACCAAAGGGGGUGGCAUUGAGAGGGAAGGAACCAAAGGGGGUGGCAUUGAGAGGGAAGGAACCAAAGGGGGUGGCAUUGAGAGGGAAGGAACCAAAGGGGGUGGCAUUGAGAGGGAAGGAACCAAAGGGGGUGGCAUUGAGAGGGAAGGAACCAAAGGGGGUGGCAUUGAGAGGGAAGGAACCAAAGGGGGUGGCAUUGAGAGGGAAGGAACCAAAGGGAGUGACAUUGAGAGGGAAGGAACCAAAGGGGGUGAUAUUGAGAGGGAAGGAACCAAAGGGAGGGACAUUGAGAGGGAAGGAACCAAAGGGGGUGACAUUGAGAGGGAAGGAACCAAAGGGAGGGACAUUGAGAGGGAAGGAACCAAAGGGAGGGACAUUGAGAGGGAAGGAACCAAAGGGAGGGACAUUGAGAGGGAAGGAACCAAAGGGAGGGACAUUGAGAGGGAAGGAACCAAAGGGAGGGACAUUGAGAGGGAAGGAACCAAAGGGAGGGACAUUGAGAGGGAAGGAACCAAAGGGGGUGACAUUGAGAGGGAAGGAACCAAAGGGGGUGAUAUUGAGAGGGAAGGAACCAAAGGGAGGGACAUUGAGAGGGAAGGAACCAAAGGGGGUGACAUUGAGAGGGAAGGAACCAAAGGGAGGGACAUUGAGAGGGAAGGAACCAAAGGGGGUGACAUUGAGAGGGAAGGAACCAAAGGGAGGGACAUUGAGAGGGAAGGAACCAAAGGGGGGGACAUUGAGAGGGAAGGAACCAAAGGGGGUGACAUUGAGAGGGAAGGAACCAAAGGGAGGGACAUUGAGAGGGAAGGAACCAAAGGGAGGGACAUUGAGAGGGAAGGAACCAAAGGGAGUGAUAUUGAGAGGGAAGGAACCAAAGGGAGGGACAUUGAGAGGGAAGGAACCAAAGGGGGUGGCAUUGAGAGGGAAGGAACCAAAGGGGGUGAUAUUGAGAGGGAAGGAACCAAAGCGAGGGACAUUGAGAGGGAAGGAACCAAAGGGAGGGACAUUGAGAGGGAAGGAACCAAAGGAGGGACAUUGAGAGGGAAGGAACCAAAGGGAGGGACAUUGAGAGGGAAGGAACCAAAGGGAGGGACAUUGAGAGGGAAGGAACCAAAGGGAGGGACAUUGAGAGGGAAGGUGGAAGUGAUGGAGUCCAGCUGAGUGUGAUGAUACGCAGGUGCACGUAACGACGGUGACAUGUGUGCUCCAUAACAAGCAGCCUG